This is a messenger RNA of Spea bombifrons (plains spadefoot toad), 1236 nucleotides long. RefSeq names its product annexin A1-like. The transcript has 13 exons. Bases 94 to 1125 code for a protein of 343 amino acids. Gene Ontology annotation, biological process: regulation of leukocyte migration; cell surface receptor signaling pathway; granulocyte chemotaxis. NCBI's taxonomy places the organism in Eukaryota, Metazoa, Chordata, Amphibia, Anura, Pelobatidae. Gene Ontology annotation, molecular function: cadherin binding involved in cell-cell adhesion; calcium ion binding; calcium-dependent phospholipid binding. The record is from RefSeq and is a predicted model, not a curated record. Gene Ontology annotation, cellular component: cytoplasm; plasma membrane.
AAAAGUCAGGAGCUCAGCCUGCAGCCCUCUCCGGUUUCUAGAAAAGCUGACAUCAACAUCUCCUCUUAACCACGUAAAAAAUCCUGAUCCAUCAUGUCUUUUAUGCAAGCCUUCCUUGCAAAUGCUAACUUCACAGAAGCAGGAGGACACCCACCAUGUACAGCUGAUGAGGCAGGAGCAUCACUGAAGGCCAAUCCUAAAUUUAACGGUGCCGCAGAUGCUGCAGAACUGGAAAAGGCCAUCAAAGCAAAAGGUGUUGACGAGGGAACAAUCAUAGAUAUUUUGACCAAAAGAACUAAUGCAGAACGUCAGCAGAUUAAAGCUGCCUAUCAGCAAGCAACUGGAAAGUCUCUAGAUGAUGCUUUGAAAAAGGCCCUCAAAAGCCAUCUGGAAGAAGUUGUCCUUGGUUUGAUGAAGACACCAGCUCAAUUUGAUGCUCAUGAACUGAAGGCAGCGACCAAGGGUCUCGGGACAGAUGAAGACACCUUAAUAGAAAUUCUUGUAUCAAGGACUAACCGUGAGAUCAAAGAAAUUAAUAAGGUUUACAAAGAAGAAUUUAAAAAGGACCUUGCUAAAGAUGUGGCCUCUGACACCUCUGGAGAUUUCCAAAAGGCUCUUCUUGCACUUAUAAAGGGUGAGCGCAGUGAAGACAGAUCAGUCAAUGAAGAACAAGCUGACAAUGAUGCCAGGGCUUUGUAUGAAGCUGGAGAAAAGAGGAAAGGGACAGAAGUGUCUGUUUUCAUUGAUAUUUUAACUUCAAGAUGCUACCCACAUCUGCAGCAAGUUUUCAGAAGAUACGCUGGAUACAGCAAAAAUGAUCUGACAAAAGCUAUUGAUCUUGAGCUGAAAGGAGACAUUGAAAAAUGCCUGAUGUCCAUUGUUAAAUGUGUCGGAAGUACACCUGCUUACUUUGCUGAACAAUUCUACCUGGCAAUGAAGGGAUCUGGAACGCGACACAAAACUUUAAUUAGAUUGCUGGUUUCUCGCUCUGAAAUUGACUUAAAAGAAAUAAAAGCACACUACAAACGUCUCUAUGGAAAAUCCCUUCGCCAGGCUAUUUUGGAUGAAAAAGUGAAGGGAGACUAUGAAACCAUACUCCUGGCUUUGUGUGGACCAGACAACUAGGACAGACCUUUCUCAUUAUCAGAACAUGGUAUCCCUACAACCCCAAGAACCUCUGUUUUACUUCCUGUAUCCCAUUAGCUCCAAAUAUAAAAGCUUUUAUGGGCAGUACAU